AAGAAGCCAGCUGUCGCGUCUUGUCUUAGGCGAAAACAAUCAAAAAUAUUUUAUUCUCACGUUGUAUCGAUUGAACUUACAAAUAGUGCGAAGAACAAUAUAUCUUGCUGCUAUAAACGUUGUGUUUGUGUACAUUAAUAGAAAAGUGACAAUAGAGUGGUUUUUAACUCGAAAUUAGCAGUUCAGUUAUAAUGUGACGUGACGAAUCGAGUCUAGUGCAAAAACACUUGAAGUAAUCGUGGCAUUUAAUUACAGUCUUGCAGCAAUAUUCUUCUCAGAGGAUAAAGGAUUCGUCUUUAUCGAAGAUCAAGAACACAGCAUAUAGCGGUCGUUUGAAUUAUUGUGCUAUUUUGCAACAGUGAAUUUGUCAUAACCACGAGAAUGGCAUCCAAAGAGGAAGAGAAUCUUCCAGAAAACAAGAAGCUAGCCCGCAAGUCGAAAGAACAAGGAAACGAGGCGUACAAGAAAAAGGAUUUUGAAACCGCGUUGGAUCGCUACCGUGCGGCACUGCAACAUGAUCCUACGGAUAUUACAUUCCACAAUAAUAUUGCGGCAGUGUAUUUCGAACAAAAAGAGUACCAGAAAUGUAUCGCCGAAUGUGAAAAAGCUGUCGAGGUUGGUCGCGAAAAUAGGGCAGAUUAUAAACUAAUAGCGAAGGCCUUCACCCGCAUCGGAAACUCCUAUCGUAAGCUAGAAGAUUACAAAUCUGCGAAAACCUACUUCGAAAAAAGUCUUUCCGAGUACAGAACGCCCGAUGUGAAGGCGUUGUUAAGCGACACCGAAAAGCAAAUCAAGGAACAAGAAAGAUUGGCAUACAUUGACCCAGCCAGGGCUGAGGAAGAGAAGGAGAAGGGUAAUCAAUUCUUCAAACAGGGCGAUUACAGUACAGCGGUUAAACACUACACGGAAGCAAUUCAUCGUAAUCCAGACGAUGCCAAAUUGUACAGCAAUCGAGCGGCGUGUUAUACGAAACUGGCCGCUUUCGACUUGGGCCUUAAAGAUUGUGAAAUGUGCUGCAAACUGGAUGAAACCUUUAUCAAAGGCUGGAUCCGUAAAGGUAAAAUUCUGCAGGUAAUGCAAAACAGUUCGGGAGCGUUGACUGCUUACCAGAAGGCGCUCGAAAUUGAUCCCAACAACGCAGAAGCCCUAGAAGGAUACCGAACUUGCACAAUGGCGGUACAUUCGGAUCCGAAAGAAGUAUGGAAAAAAGCCAUGCACGAUCCCGAAGUGCAACAAAUUUUAAAGGAUCCCGCAAUGCGAGUUAUUCUUGAUCAGAUGCAGAGUGACCCGAAGGCGGUGCAAGAACAUCUCAAGAAUCCUGAAGUGGCAUCCAAAAUUCAAAAACUGCUGGAGUCUGGAAUUAUUCAAAUCUACUAAAACUAUUCUGUCAGCAGCAGCCACCGCCGUGGUAAUCAUGUGGAAUGGUGUGUUUAAUAGGUACGGAGCGGUUAACGGGAAUUCCUGCUGUCAACGCCAGUUUUAUAUAUGCGUACGAGUACGAGCCGUUCUCCCAGUCUACUACUAUUUGUUAACUUUUCAGAAUGCUUUUCAAGUUUACACAAAACGCAUCAGUCGCGGUGUUGUUCCGUUAGGAGAAGAGAAAUGGCUGAACGAAACCCUAAAAUUCAAAACAAACUAUACAAACAAUAUUCUCCAUUCAAUAAGCUUAUUGAUACUAUAAUUGAUUGAAACAUCCAGCAAAGCAAACGCGUACAUUAAAAAGUAGUUAAAUCGUAAUACUAUCACUUGUACCGGAGCGACAGAGUGGAACAGUUCUAAACUAGCCAGUAUAAAUUGAAAGUAAUAAUCGCAAAUAAAGCUAGGGUUUAUUAACAAA
This is a messenger RNA of Wyeomyia smithii (pitcher-plant mosquito), 1837 nucleotides long. It is a transcript of the gene Stip1, whose product is annotated as stress-induced-phosphoprotein 1. The coding region runs from base 382 to 1377 and encodes 331 amino acids. The transcript is spliced from 4 exons. The record is from RefSeq and is a predicted model, not a curated record. NCBI's taxonomy places the organism in Eukaryota, Metazoa, Arthropoda, Insecta, Diptera, Culicidae. Gene Ontology annotation, molecular function: Hsp90 protein binding.